Messenger RNA from Cornus florida, 1794 nucleotides. RefSeq names its product F-box/kelch-repeat protein At3g06240-like. Lineage: Eukaryota; Viridiplantae; Streptophyta; Magnoliopsida; Cornales; Cornaceae. The transcript has a single exon. Gene Ontology annotation, molecular function: protein binding. The record is from RefSeq and is a predicted model, not a curated record. Bases 191 to 1474 code for a protein of 427 amino acids.
UUAAUCUUGUACUCUUGUAGGGUAUUUGGGGAAAGAGGAGAGUCCUUAGGGUUGUAUAGUCUGUGUGAUUGGUUCGAGGGUUUUCAAGAUGCCAGGGCUUGUAUCUAUCAUUGAUAUCUCAUAAUUCUAGGGUUUACAAAAGCCCUAAAAAAAGAAAUCUCAGUCUCUCUCUCACCUUCAAAUCUCAACAAUGGCGGUACUUUUGCCCGACGAAUUGGUUAGGGAGAUCCUCACAAGACUACCGGCAAAAGCCCUGCUAAAGUUCAGGUGCGUUUGUAAAUCAUGGUGUUCUCUAAUCAGUAGCCCUGAUUUCAUCACUUCAAACCUCAAUCAAACAAUCCGUUUGAACAAAAUCAACAACACUCGUACACAUCUCAUCGCCCAUUACAUCGAUGAGAAAGAAACAGGAGGACGUCGUUUUUCUGUAAAGAUGUAUAACGAAAGACUGCAUAUUAGAUCUCCUAUAGAACUUCACGACCUAAUCCCAAACUGUGGUUCUAAUUUCCGCAUAUUUGGUUCUUGUAAUGGUUUGGUUUGUCUCACCGAUAAUGAUAAUGCCUCUGGUAAUGCCAAUAGUUUGAUUCUGUGGAAUCCAAGUAUUGAAAAAUCUGUGAGGCUUCCAAUGCCCAGCAUUGGCAUUGAUUCGCGUGGCCUGUAUAGCCCGGUUAUUGGUUACGGCUUCGAUGCCAAAACUAAUGAUUAUAAGGUGGUUAGAAUUACUUGCAUUGAAAAUAUUUUUGGUCCGGAUCCAGAUCCUGAAGUUGAGCUUUACUCUCUUAAUAGAGGAUGUUGGAGAAGAAUUAGUGUUGAUGGUUCCCUUAAUCGUAUCCGUUGUACUGCACUUCGAUCUCAGGCAUUUGUCAAUGGGGUUGUCCAUUGGAUUGGACGCGGUAGGGAUGAGACUUAUGAUCAUACAUUCUUGACAUUUGAUAUGAGCAGUGAGGUAUUCGGUGAGAUGGGUUUGCCACUAGGUCCAGUAUAUGGAUGGGUGGUAGCACAGUGGUUUGUUUCAGUGCUUGGGGAGUCUCUAUGUGUGGGCCAUUUUGAUGUGUUGAAUAGAAAUUUUUCAAUGUGGGUGAUGAAAGAAUAUGGUGUUGUAGAUUCUUGGACCAAACUAUGCAAUUCCGAUGUGGAUAGAGGUUUUGGGGGAAGACUACCUAGUUUGGGGGCGAAUGGACUUCUUUUAUUUGGGAAAAAUGAUUCCAUCUUUUCAAUUAACCUAGAGUCUAGACAAGCUAAGAAUCUUGGAAUACAGGUAUCUUGCCUUCCGGACUCGUGCCCUUUUCUGGCCAAAUUUUACUCUGAUACUUACAUGGAGAGCUUAGUCUUACUUAAAGAAGUGAAUCAAGUCUCAAAGGGGCAAGCCAGGUCUUCUAGUGCCGCGGUUACACUAAAGAAGGCUUAUAAUUUUCUUAAAGGAAAGCUUGGAGUUGGAGGAACAAGGAAAUUGCAAGAGACAGUAGGAAGAAGAUAGACGUUCUCACUUAUCCUUGCCUCUUUUUCUGUUUUGUUUUGUUUUUUUGUUUUUUUGUUUCCCCUUCUUAGCAUAGUUUCUCAGUAUUUCUUUCUUUAGUUCCAAUUUAUUGCAAAUGUUUUCUGAUUUUAGCUUUUCAUGAAUAUUGAUUCCGGCAUUGCAUCAAUAAACCUCUAUUUUAAAGUUAUGAUGCAUUUUACUCGAAUGAUAUUGAUUAUAUUUUACGGGUUUUGUUCAUUCAUGUCUGAUGUUUAACUUGUUUGAUGACUUGCCUUAUUCUCUCUUUAUCAUUAUUUGCUAAGGGACAGGAUUUUAUAUGA